Notodromas monacha is the source of this 3186-nucleotide messenger RNA. NCBI's taxonomy places the organism in Eukaryota, Metazoa, Arthropoda, Ostracoda, Podocopida, Cyprididae. The record is from the annotation of a GenBank genome assembly.
AUGUGGUGGAGUCGCGCUGUGAUUCGCUACGCCACCCUGCGUACUUUUGUGAAAAAGCAAAAUCGUAAACGUGUCGCGAUUUAUGGUGCGGGACUUGCGGGACAACAAAUUGCCGCUGCAUUGUAUCGCUCCGAUGACUAUUUGCCUGUCUGCUUUAUUGAUGAUAAAACCUCGUUGCAAGGACAGUCUUUAAGUGGCUUAAAAAUCUUUUCGCCGAAAAAGGCGCUUACAGCAUUUCGUAAAUUUCACAUCGAAGAAAUUUUAUUGGCCAUGCCAUCAGCGAGUCGUGCACGUAAAAAAGCAAUUAUUGAGUCUUUUGAACCUUCAAAUGUCAAAAUCAUGGAACUACCUGGUGUCACCCAACUGGUAGGCGGUCGCGUUCAGGUUUCAGACAUUAGAGAAGUUGAUAUUAUUGACUUACUUGGGCGUGAUCCAGUACCACCAAAGUUAGACCUUUUAGAAAAGAAUAUUCAAGAUAAAGUGGUUAUGGUGACGGGUGCAGGUGGAUCGAUUGGUUCAGAGCUUUGCCGUCAGAUUGUGAAGCAUCAGCCGACAUGUCUGGUACUCAAUGUCGAUAAACUCACCUAUGCAGGUAAUUUAGAAUCGUUGGCAUUGGUUGAAAAUAAUGAGCGUUAUCAAUUUUCCCAAACUGAUAUUUGUGAUCGCAUUGCAUUAGAUCAAUUAUUUGAAAGUUUUCAACCAGAUGCUGUGAUGCAUUUGGCUGCUGAAUCGCAUGUUGACCGUUCAAUUACAGGCCCUGCUGCAUUUGUUGAAACCAAUAUUAUUGGAACAUAUCAGUUGUUGGAGGCUGCUCGUCAUUAUUGGAGCGAUUUAAACGAAGAUAAAAAGCAAGCUUUUCGUUUCCACCAUAUUUCAACAGAUGAGGUUUAUGGUGACUUAGAAGGUACAGAUGACUUGUUCCUUGAAACAACACCGUAUGCUCCAAGUUCACCAUAUUCAGCAAGUAAGGCUAGUUCAGAUCAUUUGGUUCGUGCAUGGCAUCGAACCUAUGGUUUACCUGUCGUUUUAACCAAUUGCUCAAACAACUAUGGUCCUUAUCAUUUCCCAGAAAAGCUGAUCCCAUUAAUUAUUUUGAAUGCCCUCAAUGGCAAAGCAUUACCUGUAUAUGGCAAUGGACACCAAAUUCGUGAUUGGCUAUUCGUAGAAGAUCAUGCACGUGCUUUAUAUAAAGUGGUCACUGAGGCUGCUGUUGGUGAAACUUAUAAUAUUGGCGGUCAUAACGAACAAAAGAAUAUUGAUGUUGUUAAAGCAAUUUGCACACUGUUAGAAGAACUUGCACCAAAUAAACCAAAUGGUGUGACUCGUUAUGAAGACUUGAUUACUUAUGUGACAGAUCGACCUGGUCACGAUUUACGCUAUGCAAUUGAUGCAAGCAAAAUUCAAAAAGACCUUGGUUGGGUGCCUGAAGAAAGUUUUGAAACGGGUUUAAGAAAAACCGUUGAGUGGUAUUUGAAUAACCAAGCGUGGGUUCAACAUAUUCAAAGUGGAAAAAAUGGCCAAGUGGGGUGGGAGUUACAGCGUGCACUCCAACCACUUGGAGAGGUGAUUGCUUUAGAUCGUCAAGCAAACCCUGAGGGUUGGUGUGGUGAUGUUGCAAAUUUUGCAGAAAUCUCAAAAGCCUUUGCACAAAUUUGCCCAGAUAUUGUUGUGAAUGCAACCGCUUAUACCGCUGUAGAUAAGGCCGAAUCUGAUACUGAACAGGCACAUCUUAUCAAUUGUUUAGCCGUUAAACACUUGGCUGAGGAGUGUCAAAAGCAUAGUGCAUUGUUGAUUCAUUAUUCAACAGACUAUGUGUUUGAUGGUACAGGUGUUGCGGCGUGGAAAGAAGAUGACCAAACUGCCCCAGUUAAUUUGUAUGGUCAAACUAAACGAGACGGUGAGCUUGCUUUAGAGCAAAGCGGAGUUUCAUUUCUAAAUUUCCGUACCUGUUGGGUCUAUGCGGCGCGAGGAAAUAAUUUCAUUAAGACCAUGCUCAAAUUGGCGCAAAUGAAAGAAGAGCUGAAUAUCAUCCAAGAUCAAGUUGGUGUACCUACUGGGGCAGCACUGAUUGCAGAUGUCACGGCUCAAGCUAUUCGCUAUUAUACUUUACAGUCUGAUGAACAAAAAAUACUGCUGCAAGGUCAUUACCAUUUGGCCCCUAAAGGUGAAACAACAUGGUAUGACUAUGCACAAUUUGUGUUUGCGCAGGCACGUGAACAUCAUCAACCGCUGAUCUUAAAACAAGUGAAUCCAAUAGAAACACAAGCUUACCCAACACCAGCAAAGCGUCCUUUAAAUUCACCAAGGUGUAGCACAAGUAUUAGAGGAACUUCUUCCAUGAGUCAAAUAAAACGCAAAGGUAUUAUUCUUGCGGGUGGGUCAGGUACACGUUUGUAUCCAAUUACUAUGGGAACGUCAAAACAGUUACUCCCAAUUUAUGAUAAGCCUAUGAUUUAUUAUCCUUUGUCAGUUCUAAUGCUGGCAGGGAUUAAUGAAGUUUUGAUUAUUUCGACACCAGAAGAUUUACCUAAUUUUGAAAAACUUUUAGGUACAGGUGAAGAGCUCGGAAUUAAACUUUCUUAUAAAGUCCAACCUUCACCAGAUGGUCUUGCUCAAGCCUUUAUUUUAGGGGAAGAGUUUAUUGGUGAGGAUAAUGUUUGUCUGAUUUUGGGCGAUAACAUUUUCUAUGGUCAGCACUUUAGUGAUCAACUCAAACGUGCUGCGUCACAAGUUAGUGGUGCAACAGUCUUUGGUUAUUAUGUAAAUGAUCCUGAACGUUUUGGUGUGGUUGACUUUGAUGCGGAAGGAAAGGCACUCAGUAUUGAAGAAAAGCCUGAACAACCAAAAUCAAACUACGCGGUAACGGGAUUAUAUUUCUAUGACAAUAAAGUGGUUGAAGUUGCUAAAAAUAUUCAGCCAUCGCACCGUGGUGAACUAGAAAUUACCGAUGUAAAUAAUGUUUAUUUACAGCAAAAUGAGUUGAAUGUUGAGGUACUUGGUCGUGGUUUUGCAUGGUUAGAUACAGGCACGCAUGACUCAUUGCUAGAAGCAAGCCAGUUUGUACAAACCAUUGAACACCGCCAAGGUUUGAAAGUAGCGAGUUUGGAAGAAAUUUCUUUCAAUAAUGGAUGGAUCAAUGCCGAUCAGCUCAAAGCACGUGGUGAGUUCUUUAAAAAGACUGGCUAU